GAGAGACUGAACCGAGCGGCGGUGGAAGAUCAGCGUGAACAUGGCGGACACCGUACGCUCACUCUUCGACUAUCGGCAAACACACAGUCUCGAUAGCGAAGGAGAAGGCAUCAAACCGGCACCGCCACUGAGAGGGCGCGGCUGUGGGAGGAAAAGGAAAGGGACCCCCGUGAAAGUCUUUCUUACACACACCGAGGAAGAGUGCGUGCCUGAACGCAGCUUCAGCCCAGGUGAUCGUAAAGAAGCAGCAGAGAACAAGCGGCUCGCGCUGGACGGCCCUUUCUACAACUCAGAGCCUGCUCCUCACCACUGUUCUCCAUCAGCUCAGACUCAUGACAAAGUCUCCUCCGGAUCCAGGACGGGCUCCUGCUCUGCGUCUACCCCAGCCACCUCCUCAGCCCUGACCCCAGCACCGCUCCCCGCUCCGGCCCCGGCCUCCUCAGCUCAGGCCCCGUCUCUGACGCCCGCCUCUACGGCCCCGGCUGCACCGACCGCCUCCGCUCCAGCCCCGACAGCCAGCCCGUACCCCCCGUCUCCUAACUGCCGCAUCCGAGAGGUCCACUGCGGUAGUCAGGUGCGACUGGUCGUCAUCGCCAUCCGAGACAUCACCAAGGGGGAGGAGAUCACUGUGGACUACAGCCUGACGGAGUGGGGGGAGAACCUGAGUUUCCGUGGCACUGCGUCUCCAGCACAACACGAGUGUAACUCCGACAGUGAGAAUAACAAUAAUAUCAAAAAGGAGGAUGAGCCCCUCCUGCUGUCAGUCCAGCAUCGGCAGCAGCAGCAGGAGUAUGUCACCCCCUCAUGGUCUCUCUCCCCCUCCUCCUCCCCCAUCUCCCACUCUGACGGCAGUGACUCGGACGCUGCAGAAGAAGACAACGCCAGCCCCCGCGGCCGGGCACAACAGCGUCGCAAGAAACGGCGCAACACCCCUUCAAAGAAAAGGACCCCCCAUCGGACGCCGCCUGGGCGGUCUUCGCUGGUUUCGCCCAACAGCAUUCCUCACAACCGUCCGCUUUCUUCAUCCCACCCUCCAGUGCAGUCCUCCCCUCCCCCCUCCUCCUCCUCUUCUGCUAAGUCUGUGUUCAAAGCUCCGGCUCCACACGGCGCUAACACCAAAGGCAUCAGCAGCGCAAUCGCCCCCCGAGCAGGCGUGUCCAUAGACGCCAUGCGCCAAACCUGCGAGCACUGUGGACGUCACUUCCGCUCCCUAGGUCGCCACCUGGAUAAACACCAUGCCCACCAACCAGAAGUGUGCUCCGCCCUGGUGGAGCGCUACACACAGAUGCCCCGUCUGCAUCCACAGAGCACAAACUCUCCCACCGCUCACACACACUCUCCGCCGGACUCAUUGUCUCCCCCGGGCGAAAGACAGAGCCGCAGUUCAGAUCUUCCGCAGACUGGCGUCCAGGACCUCUCCAUGCCUCCGCCCACUCUCACAACAGCCGACCAAUCCCCUGCCUCCUCUGGGAGGAACUCCACCCCUCCUUUGCUGACUCCUCCACCAGGACAGAGCGCCGUUCCGGUGUCGGUGCUGAAGAGAAGCCCCCCCCCCGUGGCUGUGACGCAGUCCAGGAAGGGAGCAAUGAGAAGGAUGAAAACAGAAAGACAGGAGGAGGGAGAAGUAGAGGAGGAUGGAGAUGAUGACGAUGUGGAGGUUGUGGAGAUAAAGACGCCUAAAGAGGAAGAGGAGGAGGAGGAGGAUCUUGAGGUGGUGUGCCCUCAGCACUUCAGCAGAAAUUUGGCCAAAGACAUUGAGCCACCAAAGGAAGAGGAAGAGGAGGAGGAGGAGGAGGAAGAGGAGAAUGGAGUGAUGGAGGUGGAAGAUGAAAGUGGGGCAGAGGAUAAGGACAAGGACUUGCUGAGUGGAUCCGGACGUCACCACAUGCUACCCCUCCUCUCAUCCCUGUCCUCUCUGGUGCUGUACCUCCGUCGGCUGCAGCACUCGGCCUUCUUGUCCCUGUCCCGGCAGCUGCAGUCGGCCGAGGCCUGGCGCCUUCUGUGCCACUCCAGCCUGGCUCUCCUCAUCCUGUACAACCGCCGGCGUGAGUGUGAGGUCUCCAAGCUGUCCAUCACAGAAUAUCGCGCUCGCAUCACUCCCCAGUGCCCGGUCCCUGUCCCACCGGGCGCCCCUCCUGCUCUCACUCCGUUAGAGGCCUCCCUGUCCCCCUUCGAGCGCCUGGUGCUUCCCCACCUCCCUAGAGUCGGGGUCCAGGGUAAACGAGGACGAGUCCAGCCCCUAAUCCUCCCGCCUCACUGCGAGCCCUGCUUGGAGCUCCUCCUGCAGACACGGCAGGAUGUGGGAGUCGACCCCGCAAACCCGUAUGUCUUCGCCAGGCCUUACCACUCCCCUGCCACGCCACUGCGAGGUACUGACCUGCUCCGCAGCCUCGCCCGCUCAAGUGGCACCCGCAACCCCCGUGCCCUGACCCAGACCAGGGUUCGCCGGCAGGUAGCCAUACUGACGCAGCUGCUGCUGCUGGGAGAAGGAGAGGAGCCAGGGCAGCCCGGGGGCAGCGCUGUGGAGAGGCUGGAGCACUUCCUGGAGAGGGAGUACCAUGUGACACAGAACUGUGCUGGAAUUGGACAAGACCCAGGCCUGAUGGGCAGAGUGGGCAGAGUGGUGCUGUGCGGAGAGAGAGAUGGAGUCCUUUUCAGAGGAAUGAGCCUGAACCACAUCUGCCUGGAACUGGACGUCAUGUCGGGAAACUCUGCAGACUCGUACUCGGAGGGAGAGUCUGAAGGGGAGCAGAUUAAGGAGAAGCCCGAGGUACCCCCACCUGCCCCUGCCCCUGCUCCUGCUCCCACCCCUACACCUACCCUUCUGUACGUCAGGAAGGGCAAGAACAAUGGGCGGGUGGGACGACCGAAGAAGCUGAAGAACAGCCAGCUAGCCCUUCCACCUCCUCCACCUCCCUCCACACAGCACAGUCGAGGCUCAGGACAGGCCAAAUCAGGAAAGCGAGGCGUCCUGAAGCGUCCCUGGUCAGAGGCGGAGCGUGCUGCUGUCGAGGAGCACCUGACCCAAAACAUCACGGAGCUCCGGGUCCCCGCAAAGGCUGACUGUGAGCGCUGCCUGCAGCAGUGCCCCCUGCUGGUCAGCAACCACCGCGACUGGAGAGCCAUCAAGUUCUAUUGCCACAAUCGCAUCCAGCUGCUGAAGAAAAACCAGCGUCGGGAAAACGAGCCCCUGCCCCUCACUGUCUGCUGAGGGGGGGAGAAUGUUCGGGGGAAGGAAAUAGCCCGAGGUCGGGGGCAGCUAAUCAAAGCAGAUACUCAAAUGGUACCCUUCUGCCCAGGAAAUGCACUAGUCUUGAGAGGACGGUCCUAAAUCUUUCACUUAUCGUAGCCUGGUUUGUUUCGGACACUGAUUUUAAUUUGACACGUGAUGGCGCUUUUCAUUUGAGCCACAAAAGAACAGAAAUCUGAAUUCAUUUUUUUGCUGCUCUACUUUAAGGUCUUAAAAAAUGACACUAGAGUCUUCACGAUGCUCCCGGUAUGAGGGUCAAAAGCGGAGCACUAUGACGGGUCCCGUUUGGGACUUUCGUUGGGGAACUUCAGAGACCAUGACAUCGGCCGGAGCUGGUGAUUUGUUGUACAUGGACAAUUUCUUUCUCUCCUUCCAAAACGCAUACACUGAACUGAAAUGUAAACAGAGGAGGCAGUGGAGCCCUACAGUGUUGUUGAACGUCGUGAAGUAGCAUUAGUGUUUCACUCGGAGACGUUAAUAGGACAGACGGCCCGUGCUUGGGCCACAUGUUUCUUAAUAGUGGCUAUAUAACUAGAGUAGGCAAUACUACUGCUAAGACUAACCAUAUCUUAUUAUACAACUGACUGUAGUCUGACAAUGGUUUUUAUUAUAUUUGGACCAUCAUUUAGAUGUGAGGUACUCGUGGAGGAUUGAAUUGCUCCAUUGCAGUUGCUAUGAAGUUUAAACUUAAAGUGAAAUUCAAGAUUUCAUGAGAGAGACAAUUAAACGGCCGCAGAAUGUUGUGAAGUUACUUUUGGAUACCUAAGAUGUUUUGUUAAACCACAGAUCCAGAAACAUGAGGACUGUUUGGAAACCUGUUGAGGAACGUUCUUUUCUUGUUUCCUUUUUGUCUUUUUUCUGCCUGUUGCACAUUUGUUAUUCAAAGCAGUAAAGAAGGUGCUAUAGGCCAAUAAGCUGGAUAUCACUUUAUAUGUAGAGAGGAGAUUUCCCAUGGUUGUGUUAGAAGUUUAUUAAAAAGUGGGCAUUUAUCACAGAAGUGAUUUUUCUGUCUCCACAGUUGUUGCAUUGUUAAUGUUGUCUGUUCCAAUCAGCUAGAGCUCCUCCUCUCCCAGCCACACUACACGGUUUGCAGCUCCACCACAUUUUGGGUUUAUCUUCUGUGUCGCUUAAAAUCUGUUUCCCAUCGGACGUAAACCUCCAUGAAACCUAGAAGACAGAUACUUGAAGUUAUUUAAACCUUUUGCAGACUCGUUUGUUCUUUCUUGCUCUAGCCUUGCCAGUUACAUUGUACAUAACAAAUAUAUUAUCAUUAUGCUAACUGGUUGUCUGUGCUAGACGAUGUAGCUUUUUUCAUUUCUGAGUUAUUGCUAUCUGUAAAUAAGCCUGUUUGUAAAUAAUUCUCAGAGAAACAAAGAAAAAACACAAUGUAUGACAUGCCUUGGUUAAUGUGUUAUGUUUUUUCUUUUUUUAUAAGUCUUAUAAAAAUGUAAAGCUCUA
Messenger RNA from Eleginops maclovinus (Patagonian blennie), 4708 nucleotides. Its product is annotated as serine/arginine repetitive matrix protein 1. NCBI's taxonomy places the organism in Eukaryota, Metazoa, Chordata, Actinopteri, Perciformes, Eleginopidae. The record is from RefSeq and is a predicted model, not a curated record. The transcript is spliced from 9 exons. Bases 41 to 3211 code for a protein of 1056 amino acids. Gene Ontology annotation, molecular function: protein binding.